This is a messenger RNA of Microthlaspi erraticum, 945 nucleotides long. Lineage: Eukaryota; Viridiplantae; Streptophyta; Magnoliopsida; Brassicales; Brassicaceae. The record is from the annotation of a GenBank genome assembly.
AUGCCACAACCAAACAAGGCGAUGCUGAAGGAUCUAAAUAAUACAUACAUCACAGAAGAAAAUAGUUACGACGAGGAAGAACAGCAAAGAGAGCAUGAAACUUUAUUAGCCAGUCUAAAUGAUGAGCAAAGAUUGGUCUUCGGUGGAGUUAUGGACUCUAUCGAGUGUGGAAAAGGACAGUUCUUCUUCUUAAACGGUGCAGGUGGAACUGGUAAGACGUACCUGUACCAGACGAUCAUAACAAAGAUCCGGUCAUUACAGAAGAUAGUACUCCCGGUCGCUUCGUCAGGCAUUGCUGCGUUACUUCUACCGGGAGGCAGAACAGCUCAUUCAAGAUUCAAAAUACCACUAAACCUGCAAGAGCAUUCAAUGUGUGACAUCAAACCAGGAUCGAUGCUUGCUGAGUUACUAAAGGAAACGGUUUUAAUAAUUUGGGAUGAAGCCCCAAUGACACAUCGUCAAGCAUUUGAGGCCUUGGACAGGACCAUACGAGAUAUUUCAUCUCCGGAAGACCCAAACGCAGCGAAUAGACUUUUCGGUGGGAAGACGGUAUUGCUAGGAGGUGAUUUUAGGCAAAUACUACCAGUAAUUGCAGAAGGAAGGAGACAAGACACGGUUUCAGCGGCAAUAAACCGAUCAUAUCUUUGGGAUUCCUGUAAGUUCUACAACCUAACUCAGAAUAUGCGCUUACGAGUAGAGGAAAAAACAUUUGCUCGGUGGAUACUUCAAGUAGGAGAUGGCAAUGCAGCAAAAAUCAAUAGGCCAAUGGGAAGCUGCGAAGAGGUAGACGUUAUUAAAAUCGAGGGCAAAUUAAUGCUUGAGACCGAAGAAAACCAGCUGGAGAGAUUGGCGGCAAGUGUUUAUACAGAUUUUUACGCCUCAUACGACGACAGAGAAUACAUUACAGAGAGGGCCAUUUUGACUCCCAAAAAUGACAGUUCAUGA